CGGUUUCGGCUUACUUUUAUUUUUUAAGGUUAUAAUGAAACAACAAAAUAGAAAUUUUCUUAAUGAGGCUGUGUGGCUCCCUGACAUUAUACUUACAGACCAGUUUAAGAAAUACUUAUUCUAGAUGCUACCUAAAGCUUUUCUAGCUCUGACGGUCUCAGUUCUGUGAAUCUGCCUCCAUCUCCUUUCUCCUCAGUUCAUCAGCGAUGCCUCAGAUGGUAGGUCUGGAGUUAUUGUCACCCCAUGGGGUGGAAUUUUCCCUAAUUGCUUUCUGUGCUAGUUCCCUGGAAUGUCGUUAGUGAGUGAGCAGGGUAAUGGGACAUUGAAGUGUUUCUGCUUUACAUGAGAUUCCAUCUGCCUUAAUGUACUUGCAUGAAAUCACAGCCUGACUUUUGUAUCUACUUUUCAAGAUGAGAGCAGUGGUGGCAGCAGCUCCGGUUUAUUUUAGGAGUUAAACAUUUGCAAAGAAGUUAAAGUGAUAAAAGUGCGUCUUGCCACUUGGAACUUAUAGACUGUCCUGUCUUAAGGAAUUUAUGGUUUUAGGGAACAUUAGCUACCUGUAGCAAAUAUUAGGCAGGUCAUGCUGCAUAGGGCCAGAUGAAGAAAUAGAACCGAAUUGAUAGACAAACCCGAGAGUUAGAGGGGAGGUGAUGUGCAGCAGCCCCUGGCCCUGAGGCGUGGCUGGACCUGGGGAGAGGAGCCAGGCCAAGGCACAGGUCAACCCAGGGCUUUCCUGCCAGUGCCAUUUGUCCUCUCAGAAUUGAGCUGAGAGAAUGAUUUUUCUCUUUUUUUGUUCCAUGUGGGAUGUGCUAAAGGGAAGUCACCUUCUCCAUUUUCUAUCCCUGGUUGAAAAGUAUUAGGUUCAGAGCUUUCUCUGAGACAAUGCAGCAUUUCCAUGCACCCAGCAACUUUCCUUCACCUGAUUUUUCUCUGCUCUGGAUUCAGCACCAAAGUGCAUGUGAAAGUUAAAUUUAUAUCUAUGUGAUACCUUUGGCUUUGCUUUCUGUAAUCUUUUCCCUGCCUAUUAUCUGUACUGAGCAUCAUGAGGGCCAUGUUGGAAGAUUAAUUAACUACUCUGGAGCUGACCAUCAGAGGACAUAUGGAAAUAAACUUCUGUCCAGGAUUCAGCUUAUCUAGCUCUCAAGGACAUGGUGCCAAAGGAGAUAAUGUCUACGAGUUUCACCUGGAGUUCUUGGACCUUGUGAAGCCAGAGCCGGUUUACAAACUGACCCAGAGGCAGGUAAACAUUACGGUGCAGAAGAAGGUGAGCCAGUGGUGGGAGAGACUCACCAAGCAGGAGAAGCGCCCACUGUUUUUGGCCCCUGACUUUGAUCGCUGGCUGGACGAGUCUGAUGCGGAAAUGGAGCUCCGAGCCAAGGAAGAAGAACGCCUAAAUAAACUCAGAAUGGAAAGCCAAGGCUCCCCUGAAACUCUUAUAAACUUGAAGAAAGGAUACCUGUUCAUGUAUAAUCUUGUGCAAUUCUUGGGAUUCUCGUGGAUGUUUGUCAACAUGACUGUGCGGUUCUUUAUCCUGGGAAAAGAGUCCUUCUAUGACACAUUUCACACCAUAGCUGACAUGAUGUAUUUCUGCCAGAUGUUGGCAGUUGUGGAGUCUAUCAAUGCAGCAAUUGGAGUCACUAAGUCACCAGUGAUACCUUCUGUUAUCCAGCUUUUUGGAAGAAAUUUCAUUUUGUUUAUCAUCUUUGGCACUAUGGAAGAAAUGCAAAACAAAGCCGUGGUUUUCUUUGUGUUUUAUAUGUGGAGCACAAUUGAAAUUUUCAGGUACCCCUACUACAUGCUUUGCUGCAUUGACAUGGAUUGGAAAGUGCUCACAUGGCUUCGUUACACUGUGUGGAUUCCGUUAUAUCCUCUGGGAUGUUUGGCAGAAGCUGUCUCAGUGAUCCAGUCCAUCCCCGUGUUCAAUGAAACAGGGAGAUUCAGCUUCACAUUGCCAUAUCCCAUGGAAAUCCACGUUAGAUUUUCCUUUUUUCUUCAGGUUUAUCUUAUAAUGCUAUUUUUAGGGUUAUACAUAAAUUUCCGUCACCUUUAUAAACAGCGCAGGCGGCACUAUGGACAAAAAAAGAAGAAAAUCCACUGAAAAGAGAUUUAGAUGACUUCUUGCCAUGUAGACUUUGAGCCUAAUCUAUAAUUCUUACAGUUUUACCUUCUUGUACUGAUGUAAAAGUUUUUUUUAACGUUAAAUGAUUAAAUUCUCAGUAAGGCUAUCUUCCCCUUUCCCCAGUUACAUCCUGAAUUUAUUGUAUUAUCUUAGUGUAGUACUUGCAUGAUAUCUGAUGACAGGUUGGUUCUUUUGUAAUCUGUUAGUGACAUCAGACAGCCCUGUCCCCACCCACUCCGUGUCCAGUCAGUCUGUUUCACACAAGCCAGAGAUUUCAUCAGUGACCUGGACCUACUAGGUACUGGCCAUUCUUACAGCUGGAAUUUGUUCUUUUCAGCUAUUGAUUGUGGAAGAAAAACAAGACUGUUUUGCUCUAUAGGAGCCUGUGAAAGUGACCUAGGCAGGACCUAAUAUAUUCUGUACCCAAAGGGUUACUUAAUAAGUGGAGUGGCGUUGGUUUUUUGAAAAUCUGUUUGACUCGGUCACUGAUAAAACAUUUGAGUCCAGGUGGGCCUCGAGAAAUAUUACCUCUGAAUUUCUUGGCCUCUCUAACGAUAUCUGUUACUAUACAGUGCUUACCUGUGUGGACACACAAUGAUUUGAGAGAAACCAGUCAGAACCUUGGAACACCAUGAUCACUUACUUCAUUCCAAGAUAAAUCAGAACUAUUUUCAACUUUAAAGAAAGAUGAAACAUGAGUUAGAAAAUAAUGAGAUUAUAAGAGUUCCAACCCCAAAUGGUUACAGGGGUCAGAAAGGUCAAACUGGCCACAAGACAGCUGCCUGCAAUGCAGCCUGUAGCAAACCGGGAACACUAGAGUAGGCCAGUCUAAACACACCUGCAAAACUGCCUUAGGCUGUGCACAAACAUAAAAAACUCCAGCUUCUUUUCCCUGACCUGGGUAAGUCCACUUGUGUACCUGUCAGAGUAAGUGGUGGGGUUGUUUGUUUUUUAGUAGACCUCAAAACACCUUUUAUUCUGCUGUUGUUUCACCUCUGAAGUAGGACAGUGAACAGAGAACAUUGGCUAGAGAAUCAUCAGCUGGUCCAUUAACACAGACUCCUGGCAGGAAACCCACCAACAGAGGAACUGAAAAAAAUGUAGGCAUGAAGUUUGGCCAUUGUCAAAAACAUCAAUUUCUUCCACAUUCCAAGCAAAAUGUGUUAGAAGUAAUGCUUGUAUGAAAGAAUUUAAGGCACGAUUUCUCAAUUGUGCCAUUCCCAUUGUUCCUGGGGAAAAGGGGACUAAAUGAGCUAUGCUGUUUCUCUGAGCCCAAGAUUGAAACUUGGUUUGACCUAAAAACCUAUGAUUAGCAUAGACUGGCUGAUUUUUUUACAAGUUCAUUGCACUGAAGGAUAUUUUGCAUGUCUGUAACUUCUGUCAAUACUUGUUUGUAUUAACUUCUGAUAUUCUUUCACCUGAGUUUCUGUGUGUAAUUAUUGCAGAUUAGCUUUGCAGAUUAUGCUGCAUCUGUGGCAGAAUCUUACAUUCUUACAAGCCUUUUUGUUGCUGUCUGAGAAAGCAAAAGAUUGUGUAUUUCUAUUAAACAUUUACAGUCAAAAUCCUAA
This is a messenger RNA of Myotis lucifugus (little brown bat), 3687 nucleotides long. It is a transcript of the gene HACD3, whose product is annotated as 3-hydroxyacyl-CoA dehydratase 3. Bases 1100 to 2098 code for a protein of 332 amino acids. The record is from RefSeq and is a predicted model, not a curated record. Lineage: Eukaryota; Metazoa; Chordata; Mammalia; Chiroptera; Vespertilionidae. The transcript has 10 exons. Gene Ontology annotation, cellular component: endoplasmic reticulum membrane. Gene Ontology annotation, biological process: fatty acid elongation; very long-chain fatty acid biosynthetic process; sphingolipid biosynthetic process. Gene Ontology annotation, molecular function: 3-hydroxyacyl-CoA dehydratase activity.